Paramecium primaurelia is the source of this 2334-nucleotide messenger RNA. The record is from the annotation of a GenBank genome assembly. NCBI's taxonomy places the organism in Eukaryota, Ciliophora, Oligohymenophorea, Peniculida, Parameciidae.
AUGAGUGUGAAUGUUAUACCUGUUGCAAAUCCACAUCAAAAAAUGGAAGGAAUAUAAAAUGUUAGACCUGAAGAAAUUAAAAAAAUUAUUGAAAAAGCUAAGAAUCUUCCUAGUAAAUAAGAAGGUGAUUUUGUUAAGUUACAAAAUUAUGAAUUUUAAGUUGAUGAAUUUGAAGAAAUGGAAGAUCCUCAAAAGAAUAAUAAGAAAAAUAAAAAGUAACCCAAAAAAGAUUCUAAAAAAGAAGUCUAAGAAUCUAAAGAUAAAGAAGAGCCUGAUCAAUGUAGUGAUAUUGAUUUAAAAAAAUAAUAAAAACCAAAAGCAAAAGAAAUUAAGAAAUAAGAAAAACCAAAAGCAAAAUAAUAGCAAGAAGAAGAUAUUUAAGAUGAAUAAGAUAAUAAUCAAGAAGAAUAAUUAUAAGAAGAAUAAUAAUAAUAAUAAUAAGAUGAAGAAGUUUAACUUAAAGAAAGUGAAAUAGAUUAAGAUGAUAUGUAAAAAUAAUUAGAUGAAUAUGAUGAGCAAAAUAAUCAAUUAUCAUAAUCAUAGGCUUAAGAUAAUUCUUAAAUUUAAUAGUCUUAAAUUUCUUAAAAAUCAUCUAAUUAGAAAAAGAAAAAAUUUUAAUCUGGUUAUGCUGCUAUGAUGGAUGAUCUAUUAAAUGAAUCUGAAGUAUCUAUUAAUGAAGAACAACCUAAAAAUCAAAAAAAAGAAGAAAAUUAAAUGGUUUCAUCUUAAAUAGAUGCGAAAAAAGAAUAAGAAUAUUUAAAGAUUAUUAAAUAAUAUUAAUCAAAAAUUAAAUAACUAAAUGAAGCCAUAGAAUAAUAAAAACAACCAGUUCUUAGUGAAAUAAUUGAAGAUUAAAUUGAAGAUAUUUAAGAAUAACUUGAUAAAACAGAAGAAUCAUUUUCAAAUAAAAAACAUCUAUAUCCAGGUAUUGCUGGAAUUGGAAUAAGUCUAUAUGAUGAAUUUAGAUUACCUUAAAUUAUUGAAGAGUAAGUAUAACAUAGACUUAAAGAAUUGGGUGUUUAAGAUAGAUAAAAUGAAGAAAAUGAAUAAAAAAUAAAAGAUCUUGAAGAGUAACAUUAAGCUGAAUUAAAUAGAAUAAAACAAAAUUAUGAAGAAUAAUUGCAAUAAAUGAAAUUGGAAAUUGAACUCUAAUAAGAAAGAAUAAAAGAGGCAGAAAGAAUGAGAUAUGCAGAAUCAGAAAUUAGUAAAGUUAUAGAUAAAGAUGAAAUUGAAUUAUUAAGAAAUGACCCUUUAUUUUCUGUUAUGAGUUCUAAUCUUGUAUAAUCAGUAGAUUCUAAUGUUUCUUAAUUGAUGAAGGAUGAAAGCAUUUAUUUAAAAUAUAGAGAUGUGUUAUAAUAAUAUAAACCUAAAGCAAAUUAAUUAGAGAAUUGUAUGGAAAUUGUUAAUUCAAAAAUCCAUGAUUUAAUUACACUUAAAGAAGCUUAAGAAUUAAAUUAACUUAAUACAGAUUCAAAUAUAUCUAUCAGUAAAAUUAUGGAUAUUGAUGGAGCUAUUAGACUUAUAGAUUAAAAUUAAAAUGUUAAUUCAGAUAUUGAUUCAUUAAUAACUCCAUCUGAAUAAAUAAAAUUUAAAAAAGAUCCUAAAUAUCAAGAACCUUCUCUACCAAAUUCAAGUAUAGAUUUUUCAAUUCCAGAUAAUUAUAAAUUAUAAAGAAUGAUUGAUAGUGAUUAUAGUAAUUUGGACAUGAAAAUUAAUGAAGAUGGUUCUUUAUUUAUUGAAUUAUAAAAAGAACUUGAAUAAAAUUAUCCAAUGACUGAAUCUAAUAGAUUGAUUGUUUAUCAAUAAAUUAUUUAAGAUUAAAAGUAAGAAUUUGAUAAACAAGUUAAAAAAUUAUAAAAAUUGAAACCAACUUAUAAAUCUAAAUUAUAUUUUGGAGAAUCAAUAGAUUCAUCAAUUGGUUCAUUAGCUAAUGAAUAAGUUCCAAAGAGUAUUAGUAGUAAUAUAAGUAUGAUAAGUAAAUCUUAAUCAAAUGAAUCUAUAAUUGGUUCUGUAGUUAGUAAAAAUGAAAAGGCUGAACUGUAAAAAUAAUGUUAUUCAAAAGAAUCAUCUAUUUCAAGAUUGUAAUUAUCUAAAAAUGAUGUUGAAUAAUUAGAUAAAAUAAGUAGUGGGAUAAGUUAAUUAAAUUCAAUUGUUGAAAGUUACAAUACACAUAAUUAAUCUGUUAGUAGUGGUAUUAGUAAAGUCUUAAAUGAUCAAUAACUUCAAAAAGAGAAAUAUUCUAAUAUUGAUAGUUCUUUAAAUAUAAGUUAAGGAGGAUCUUCAAUAAAAAGUUUCCUUUUACUCAAAAAAUCAGUGAUCUCAAAAAAAUAUUGA